Messenger RNA from Rana temporaria (common frog), 1662 nucleotides. RefSeq names its product E3 ubiquitin-protein ligase TRIM7-like. Gene Ontology annotation, molecular function: protein binding; zinc ion binding. The transcript has a single exon. Lineage: Eukaryota; Metazoa; Chordata; Amphibia; Anura; Ranidae. The coding region runs from base 64 to 1641 and encodes 525 amino acids. The record is from RefSeq and is a predicted model, not a curated record.
GACCCUUCACACCGGUCUACACACAGGAGCCCAGCGGAGCUCAUUCUUCGGAAAGGUCUUGCAAUGGCGUCUGCCGACCCGCGAGCCGAACUGACGUGCUCCAUCUGCGUGGAGAUAUUUAAAGAUCCGGUCACCCUGCCGUGCGGACACAGCUUCUGCCAGGGCUGCAUCACACAAACGUGGGACAGCAAGGACGAGGGCGAGUCCACCUGCCCAGAAUGCAACCAGAGGUACCGACGUCGCCCCGAGCUGAAGAAAAGCGUCAGACUGGUCAAUCUGGUGGAGUUUUUCAGGCCGGCGGAGCAGCCGAAGGACGGGAAUUUCUGCAGUCACUGCAUCCACGUCCCGGUACCGGCUGUCAAGUCCUGUCUUCAUUGUGAAGUUUCUCUGUGUGACGAGCACCUGAGGUUCCACGCCAAGUCCCUGGAGCACGUCCUCUCCGACCCCUCCGCUUCCUUGGGGGACAGGAAAUGCUCCGCCCACAGCAGGAUCCUGGAGUAUUUCUGCACAGAGGACUCUGCCUAUGUCUGCGUCUGCUGCAGGCUGGACGGGGAGCACCAGGGGCACCCGGUGCAGAUGCUCCACGUGGUCUCUGAGAAGAAGAAGGGCAAACUACGGGAAAAUCUGUGCAAACUGUCUCUAAAGAAGAAGGAAAUGGGGAAAAGAGCCCAGGAGCUGCAAGAACGCCGAAACAAAGCCCAAGAAAAAAUGGCCGGCGUGACCGAGAAAGUCGCGGCUCUGUUUGGUGACAUUAGGAGGCAACUGGAGGAUCUGGAGAGGAGGGUCAUGUCCGAGAUUACCGGCCACGAUGAGGUUUUACAUUCAAUCUCGGAUCUGAUUCGGCAGCUGGAAGUAAAGAAGGACGAGGUGUCCAGUAAGAUCCAACGUAUAGAGGAGCUUUGUAACGUCACCGACCCGCUGACCGUCCUCCAUGAAGGAGAUGAGGAUGGAGAGGAGUUCUGUGAUAUAAAGGAGAGCCGAGACGAGGGGGAGGAGGACCUGUAUGCUGGUGACCUGGAUGAGGGUCUCAUCUCCGAGAUGAUCCACACUGGUUUAUCGGAUCUCAUAACGGGAAUAAAGAGAGGAAUCUAUGUGCAGGGCCCGGCGGAGGUCCUCCUGGACGUUGCCACCGCCGCCCGCAACGUGUAUAUUUCCGAUGACCUGAAAAGCGUUUCCCUUUUAUGCGAGGAAGUCAACCGGGAAGAGUCACCAGACAAGUCUCAGGACAGCGGCCAGGUGUUCAGCACCAAGAGUUUCUCCUCGGGACGGCACUACUGGGAGGUGGAGACCAGUGAACUGGGAGAAUGCGUCUUCGGGGUCGCUUAUCCCAGUAUGGACCGGGAGUCCGGACUCGGAAGUAACAGCAAGUCCUGGUGUAUGUGUAAGUGGCAUCUCAAUUCUUCCAAUCACUACUUAGUGACACAUAACAACAUUUGUACCGAUAUUCAGCAGCAGGUGUCCUGUAACAGGUUCAGUAUAUAUCUGGACUGUGAGGCCGGGCGGCUCUCGUUUUAUGAGCUUUCCAUUCCAAUCCGACACCUCCAUACCUUCACCGUCACUUUCACCGAGCCCCUCCAUGCCGUGUUCAGCGUAUCCAACAAUGGCGACCUGUCCUCUGUCUGGAUGAGGAUCAGGAACUAGAGUCCCUACAGAAAGCUGGGC